This is a messenger RNA of Oncorhynchus masou masou (cherry salmon), 1038 nucleotides long. RefSeq names its product guanine nucleotide-binding protein G(I)/G(S)/G(T) subunit beta-3-like. Bases 1 to 1038 code for a protein of 345 amino acids. Gene Ontology annotation, biological process: G protein-coupled receptor signaling pathway. NCBI's taxonomy places the organism in Eukaryota, Metazoa, Chordata, Actinopteri, Salmoniformes, Salmonidae. The transcript is spliced from 7 exons. The record is from RefSeq and is a predicted model, not a curated record. Gene Ontology annotation, cellular component: cytoplasm; heterotrimeric G-protein complex. Gene Ontology annotation, molecular function: protein binding; signaling receptor complex adaptor activity.
AUGGGUGAAAUGGACACGUUAAAAAAGGAGGCCGAUGGUCUGAAGGCCCAGAUUGAAGCAGGCCGCAAGGCGGUCAAUGACACCACCAUGGCCACUCUAGCAUCUGGUGUGGCGGCUGCACCACGUGUUCAGCUGAAAAACAGAAAGACAUUGAAGGGCCACUUGGCCAAAAUCUACGGCUUGCACUGGUCUGCUGAUAACAGCUUUCUUUUUCUCUCCAACAGGCACAUGGUCAGUGCCUCACAGGAUGGCAAGCUUCUUAUUUGGGACACCUACACCGGCAACAAGGUAUAUGCCGUCCCCCUCAAGUCCUCCUGGGUAAUGAGUUGCUCCAUGGCCCCUUCUGGCAAUCUGGUGGCCAGCGGAGGUCUGGAUAACAUGUGCACCAUCGCCAAUAUCAAGGGUGCCAGCCCAAAGACCCUCAGGGAGCUGGAUGCACAUGAAGGCUACCUUUCUCAUAGCCGCUUUCUGAGCGACACUGAGAUCCUCACAGCAUCCGGUGACACCACUUGUUGCCUGUGGGAUCUGGAGACUGGCAAGCAGAAGGUGAUCUACAAGAGCCACGUGGGUGACUGUAUGUGCCUGGCCUUGUCACCAGACCAGAACACUUUCAUCUCAGGGGCAUGUGACUCCAGCGCCAAGCUGUGGGACAUAAGAGAUGGCGGCUGCAAGCAGACCUUCAUCGGCCACACGAGUGACAUUAACGCCAUUGCGUUCUACCCUAGUGGCACUGCAGUUAUCACAGGUUCCGAUGACUGCACCCUCAAGAUGUACGACCUCCGUGCUGACCAAGAGGUCAAUGGCUACCAGGACGCUGCAUUGAAUGCUGGCGUCACGUCAGUCUCCCUCUCCAGCUCAGGACGCCUCAUCUUCGCCGGCUACGACAACUUCAACUGCAACAUCUGGGAUUCUCUGAAGGCCGAGAAAAUUGGUGUUCUGUCUGGCCAUGACAACAGAGUGAGCUGCAUUGGGGUGCCAGACGAUGGAUUGGGAGUCUGCACAGGAUCCUGGGAUAGCUUCCUGAAGAUCUGGAACUGA